AUGGUUAUUCAAGCUCUUCCAACUUACGCUAUGAAUGUUUUUCUACUUCCCUUGUCAAUUUGUAAGGAUGUGGAGAGAAUGAUGAGUCGAUUUUGCUGGAACACUUUUGAAAAUAGGAGGAAAGGUAUUAGCUGGAUGAGUUGGGUUCGACAUAGUUCUCAUAAAACUAAUGGAGAAAUGGGUUUCAGGCAUUUGAGGGAUUUUAAUUUGGCUUUGUUAGGUAAGCAAGGUUGGCGCUUAUUGACAAAUGAAAAUGGGUUGGUUGGACAGAUUUUCAAGGCAAGAUACUACCCUCGGGGUACAUAUUUGAGUGCGGAAUUGAGAACUAAUCCUAGCUUUAUUUGGCGGAGUAUAUGGGAAGCUCAAGAGUUGGUUAAGAAAGGAGUUCAGAGAAGUGUGGGUUCAGGAUUAAAGAUUGAUAUUCUUAAAGAUUCGUGGCUCCUAAAUGAUGAUAAUCUGUUUGUAGUAUCCAAUCAUCCUGGUCUAGUUAACAAGAAAGUGGCAAGUCUUUUAUGCCCAGGGCAACGUGAGUGGGAUGAAGAGGUGCUGAAUGACAUGGUUGGAGAUAAGGAUAAAGACUUAAUUAUGAGUAUCCCUCUGAGUAGUGUGCGGGAUGAUGAUUUGUGGCAAUGGGCAAAGGAGAUUUCAGUUGUGUGGCAUGGGACCAUGAAGGUAAGCUAUUGGAAGCUCUUGUUUGUCAUAUGCAUGGAAUGGUUUGAAGGAAGCAUUGAGCUGGAUAAAAAGAAAGGGAUGGUGUAA
This is a messenger RNA of Humulus lupulus (European hop), 759 nucleotides long. RefSeq lists its product as uncharacterized. NCBI's taxonomy places the organism in Eukaryota, Viridiplantae, Streptophyta, Magnoliopsida, Rosales, Cannabaceae. The transcript has 2 exons. Bases 1 to 759 code for a protein of 252 amino acids. The record is from RefSeq and is a predicted model, not a curated record.